Messenger RNA from Cynocephalus volans (Philippine flying lemur), 7098 nucleotides. RefSeq names its product thyroid hormone receptor interactor 12 (gene TRIP12). The record is from RefSeq and is a predicted model, not a curated record. The transcript has 44 exons. NCBI's taxonomy places the organism in Eukaryota, Metazoa, Chordata, Mammalia, Dermoptera, Cynocephalidae. The coding region runs from base 550 to 6756 and encodes 2068 amino acids. Gene Ontology annotation, biological process: protein polyubiquitination; DNA damage response; proteasome-mediated ubiquitin-dependent protein catabolic process. Gene Ontology annotation, cellular component: nuclear speck. Gene Ontology annotation, molecular function: zinc ion binding; ubiquitin protein ligase activity.
AGGAGAUCUGAGGCCGCUGAGGGAGUCGAGCCGGGCGGUGGAAGAGGGAGGGGCGAUAUGAUGGGCCGCCUGUAGGCAGCGGGGCCGGUCCCGCGAACGAGCCCGUCCGUCGUAUCCACAGGGCAAAGUAGUUCCCGGAGGGUGUUGGAACAGGCGGGGAAGGAGGCGGCGCAGGCGGAGGAGCACGCCGGCCGCGGUGCUGCGGCUCAGCUGAUAAUUGAAGGGACCCGAGGAGCCGCCGCCGCGCCGCCGGGGGGGGUGGGGGGAGUGAGUGGAAGUUUCUGCCGUGCCACCGAGUCCGGACCGGAGACUUUGGGGCCUAACUAGGUACUUUGAUGGACUCAAGUCAAAGCAAGCGACCUACUUGUUUCUUUUCAUCUUCAGUCAAGUUGUUCCUUGCUACUGCCACCCUGAUGUGCACUUUUCGCUCAUUUAAAUCAAGCCAAGCUGCAGUUAAUAGGACCAAGCCUGAAGGGAGUCCAGGCCGAUAAAAAGGAAGAUGAAAGGUAGUGUCUAGAAAGGGUAUGUCCCUUCAAGAGAGAGGUGCCAAUGUCCAACCGGCCUAAUAACAAUCCAGGGGGGUCACUGCGACGUUCACAGAGGAACACUGCCGGGGCCCAACCACAAGACGACUCGAUAGGAGGAAGGUCACAUUUAGGGCAGGCAAAACAUAAGGGAUAUAGCCCUCCUGAGAGUAGAAAAUCUAAUUCUAAGGCACCCAAAGUGCAGUCUAAUACUACUUCUGAACUGUCAAGGGGACACCUUUCUAAAAGAAGCUGCAGUUCAUCAUCUGCUGUCAUAGUUCCACAACCAGAGGAUCCAGACAGAGCCAAUACUUCAGAAAGGCAAAAAACGGUGCAGGUGCCUAAGAAAGACAGUUCUCGAGGAGUGAAACGCAGUGCCAGUCCAGAUUACAACAGGACCAAUUCUCCUAGCUCUGCAAAAAAACCAAAAGCACUUCAGCAUACUGAAUCUCCCUCAGAAACAAAUAAGCCACAUAGUAAAUCAAAGAAGAGACAUUUAGACCAGGAGCAACAACUGAAAUCUGCACAAUCACCAUCAACAAGCAAGGCUCACACCAGAAAGUGUGGGGCCGCUGGUAGUUCACGGAGUCAGAAAAGAAAGAGGACAGAGAGUUCUUGUGUAAAGAGUGGUUCUGGGUCAGAAUCCACUGGUGCUGAAGAGAGAUCUGCAAAACCUACCAAGCUGGCUUCAAAAUCAGCCACCUCAGCCAAAGCUGGGUGUAGCACCAUCACUGAUUCUUCUGCUGCUGCCUCUACUUCCUCCUCGUCAUCUGCUGUAGCCUCGGCCUCCUCCACUGUGCCACCAGGUGCCAGGGUGAAACAAGGAAAAGACCAGAGCAAGGCCAGGCGUUCCCGUUCAGCAUCCAGUCCCAGUCCCAGAAGAAGUAGCAGGGAAAAGGAACAGAGUAAAACUGGUGGCUCUUCAAAAUUUGAUUGGGCUGCUCGUUUCAGCCCUAAAGUUAGCCUUCCUAAAACAAAACUGUCUCUUCCAGGGUCUUCUAAGUCAGAGACAUCAAAACCUGGACCGUCUGGAUUACAAGCCAAAUUAGCAAGUUUAAGAAAGUCUACCAAGAAGCGCAGUGAGUCUCCACCUGCUGAGCUCCCCAGUUUGAGGCGGAGCACACGCCAAAAGACCACGGGCUCCUGUGCUAGUACCAGUCGGCGAGGCUCUGGCCUGGGCAAAAGAGGAGCAGCUGAAGCUCGUCGACAGGAGAAAAUGGCAGACCCUGAAAGCAACCAGGAGACAGUCAAUUCUUCAGCUGCACGGACAGAUGAAGCUCCCCAAGGAGCUGCAGCCUCUAGUUCCGUUGCAGGGGCUGUUGGCAUGACCACCUCUGGGGAGAGUGAAUCAGAUGAUUCCGAGAUGGGACGAUUGCAAGCUUUGUUAGAGGCCAGGGGUCUUCCUCCUCACCUGUUUGGUCCUCUUGGUCCUCGGAUGUCACAGCUUUUCCAUAGAACAAUUGGAAGUGGAGCUAGUUCUAAGGCCCAGCAACUACUGCAAGGACUACAAGCCAGUGAUGAGAGUCAGCAGCUUCAGGCGGUUAUUGAAAUGUGUCAGUUAUUAGUCAUGGGGAAUGAGGAGACACUGGGAGGGUUUCCUGUCAAAAGUGUUGUUCCAGCUUUGAUAACGUUACUGCAGAUGGAGCAUAAUUUCGAUAUUAUGAACCAUGCUUGUCGAGCCUUAACGUACAUGAUGGAAGCCCUUCCUCGAUCAUCUGCUGUUGUAGUAGAUGCUAUUCCUGUCUUUUUAGAAAAGCUGCAAGUUAUUCAGUGUAUUGACGUGGCAGAGCAGGCCUUGACUGCCUUAGAGAUGUUGUCACGGAGGCACAGUAAAGCCAUUCUCCAGGCGGGUGGUUUGGCAGACUGCUUGCUGUAUCUAGAAUUCUUCAGCAUAAAUGCCCAAAGAAAUGCAUUAGCAAUUGCAGCCAAUUGCUGCCAGAGUAUCACCCCAGAUGAAUUUCAUUUUGUGGCGGAUUCCCUCCCGUUGCUUACCCAAAGGCUUACCCAUCAGGACAAAAAGUCAGUAGAAAGCACUUGCCUUUGUUUUGCACGUCUAGUGGACAACUUUCAACAUGAGGAGAAUUUACUUCAACAGGUUGCUUCCAAAGAUCUGCUUACAAACGUUCAACAGCUUUUGGUGGUGACUCCACCAAUUUUAAGUUCUGGGAUGUUUAUAAUGGUGGUUCGUAUGUUUUCUCUGAUGUGUUCCAACUGUCCAACUUUAGCCGUUCAACUUAUGAAGCAAAAUAUUGCAGAAACACUUCACUUCCUACUAUGUGGUGCCUCCAAUGGAAGUUGUCAGGAACAGAUUGACCUUGUUCCACGAAGUCCUCAAGAGCUGUAUGAACUGACAUCUCUGAUUUGCGAACUUAUGCCAUGCUUACCAAAAGAAGGGAUUUUUGCAGUUGAUACCAUGUUGAAGAAGGGAAAUGCUCAGAACACAGAUGGUGCAAUAUGGCAGUGGCGCGAUGACCGGGGCCUCUGGCAUCCCUAUAACAGGAUUGACAGCCGGAUCAUUGAGGUAGCAGCCCAUCAGGUCGGUGAGGAUGAGAUAAGCUUGUCCACUCUGGGACGAGUUUAUACUAUUGAUUUUAAUUCUAUGCAGCAAAUCAAUGAGGACACGGGAACAGCACGUGCCAUUCAGAGAAAACCUAACCCCUUAGCCAAUACUAACACUAGUGGAUAUUCAGAGUUAAAGAAGGAUGAUGCUCGAGCACAGCUUAUGAAAGAGGAUCCAGAACUGGCUAAGUCUUUUAUUAAGACAUUAUUUGGUGUUCUUUAUGAAGUGUAUAGUUCCUCAGCAGGACCUGCGGUCAGACAUAAGUGCCUUAGAGCAAUUCUUAGGAUAAUUUAUUUUGCGGAUGCCGAACUUCUGAAGGAUGUUCUGAAAAAUCAUGCCGUUUCAAGUCACAUUGCUUCCAUGCUAUCAAGCCAAGACCUGAAGAUAGUAGUUGGAGCACUUCAGAUGGCAGAAAUCUUAAUGCAGAAGUUACCUGAUAUUUUUAGUGUUUACUUCAGAAGAGAAGGUGUAAUGCAUCAAGUAAAACAUUUAGCAGAAUCAGAGUCUUUGUUGACAAGUCCACCAAAGGCAUGUACAAAUGGGUCAGGAUCCUUGGGGUCCACAACAUCAGUCAGCAGUGGAACAGCCACGGCUGCCACUAAUGCCACAGCUGACUUGGGAUCACCAAGCUUGCAGCACAGCAGAGAUGAUUCUUUAGAUCUGAGCCCUCAAGGUCGAUUAAGUGAUGUUCUAAAGAGAAAACGUCUGCCAAAACGAGGGCCAAGAAGGCCAAAGUACUCACCUCCAAGAGAUGAUGACAAAGUAGACAAUCAAGCUAAAAGCCCCACCACUACUCAGUCACCUAAAUCUUCUUUCCUGGCAAGCUUGAAUCCAAAAACUUGGGGAAGGUUAAGUGCACAGUCCAACAGCAACAACAUUGAGCCAGCACGAACUGCAGGAGUUAGUGGUCUUGCCAGAGCUGCCUCAAAGGAUACCAUAUCCAAUAAUAGAGAAAAAAUUAAAGGUUGGAUUAAGGAGCAGGCGCAUAAAUUUGUAGAACGUUAUUUCAGUUCUGAGAAUAUGGAUGGCAGCAACCCUGCACUGAAUGUUCUUCAGAGACUUUGUGCUGCAACUGAACAACUCAACCUCCAGGUGGAUGGUGGAGCUGAGUGCCUUGUAGAAAUCCGUAGCAUAGUCUCAGAAUCAGAUGUUUCAUCAUUUGAAAUCCAACAUAGUGGAUUUGUGAAGCAGCUGUUGCUUUAUUUGACAUCUAAAAGUGAAAAGGAUGCUGUGAGCAGAGAAAUCAGAUUAAAGAGAUUCCUUCACGUAUUUUUUUCUUCUCCGCUUCCUGGAGAAGAGCCCAUUGGAAGAGUAGAACCAGUGGGUAAUGCACCUUUGUUGGCAUUAGUUCACAAGAUGAACAACUGCCUCAGCCAGAUGGAACAGUUUCCAGUCAAAGUGCAUGAUUUUCCUAGUGGAAAUGGGACAGGAGGCAGCUUUUCUCUCAACAGAGGAUCACAGGCUUUAAAAUUUUUCAACACACAUCAGUUAAAAUGCCAGUUACAAAGACAUCCAGAUUGUGCAAAUGUGAAGCAGUGGAAAGGUGGACCUGUCAAGAUCGACCCCCUGGCUUUGGUACAAGCUAUUGAGAGAUACCUUGUAGUUAGAGGAUAUGGAAGAGUAAGAGAAGACGAUGAGGACAGCGAUGACGAUGGAUCAGAUGAAGAAAUAGACGAGUCUCUGGCUGCUCAGUUCUUAAAUUCAGGAAAUGUAAGACACAGGCUGCAAUUUUACAUUGGAGAACAUUUGCUACCAUAUAACAUGACUGUGUAUCAGGCGGUGCGGCAGUUCAGUAUACAAGCUGAAGAUGAGAGAGAAUCCACGGAUGAUGAGAGCAAUCCUCUAGGGAGAGCUGGUAUUUGGACAAAGACACAUACAAUAUGGUACAAACCUGUGAGAGAGGAUGAAGAAAGUAAUAAAGACUGUGUUGGUGGUAAAAGAGGAAGAGCUCAAACAGCUCCAACAAAAACUUCUCCUAGAAAUGCAAAAAAACAUGAUGAGUUAUGGCAUGAUGGUGUGUGCCCAUCAGUAUCAAAUCCUUUAGAAGUUUACCUCAUCCCCACACCACCUGAAAAUAUAACCUUUGAAGACCCAUCAUUAGAUGUGAUUCUUCUUUUAAGAGUUUUACAUGCCAUCAGUCGAUACUGGUAUUACUUGUAUGAUAAUGCAAUGUGCAAGGAGAUUAUUCCAACUAGUGAAUUUAUUAACAGUAAGUUGACAGCAAAAGCAAAUAGGCAGCUUCAAGAUCCUUUAGUAAUCAUGACAGGAAACAUCCCAACAUGGCUUACUGAGCUAGGAAAAACCUGCCCAUUUUUCUUUCCUUUUGAUACCCGGCAAAUGCUUUUUUAUGUAACUGCAUUUGAUCGGGACCGAGCAAUGCAAAGAUUACUUGAUACUAACCCAGAAAUCAACCAGUCUGAUUCUCAAGAUAGCAGAGUUGCACCUAGAUUGGAUAGAAAAAAACGUACUGUGAACAGAGAGGAGCUGCUGAAACAAGCCGAGUCUGUGAUGCAGGAUCUUGGCAGCUCACGGGCCAUGUUAGAAAUCCAGUAUGAAAAUGAGGUUGGUACAGGUCUUGGGCCUACACUGGAGUUUUAUGCACUUGUAUCUCAGGAACUACAGAGAGCUGACUUGGGUCUCUGGAGAGGUGAAGAAGUAACUCUUAGCAAUCCAAAAGGAAGCCAGGAGGGGACCAAGUAUAUUCAAAAUCUCCAGGGCCUGUUUGCACUUCCCUUUGGUAGGACAGCUAAGCCAGCUCACAUUGCAAAGGUUAAGAUGAAAUUUCGCUUCUUAGGAAAAUUAAUGGCCAAGGCUAUCAUGGAUUUCAGAUUGGUGGAUCUUCCCCUUGGCUUACCCUUUUAUAAGUGGAUGCUACGGCAGGAAACUUCACUGACAUCGCACGAUUUGUUUGACAUUGACCCAGUUGUAGCCAGAUCAGUGUAUCACCUAGAAGACAUUGUCAGACAGAAGAAAAGACUUGAACAAGAUAAAUCCCAGACCAAAGAGAGUCUACAAUAUGCAUUAGAAACCCUGACGAUAAAUGGCUGCUCAGUUGAAGACCUAGGUUUGGAUUUCACUCUGCCAGGGUUUCCCAACAUCGAACUGAAGAAAGGAGGGAAGGAUAUACCAGUCACUAUCCACAAUUUAGAGGAGUAUCUAAGAUUGGUUAUAUUCUGGGCACUAAAUGAAGGCGUUUCUAGGCAAUUUGAUUCAUUCAGAGAUGGAUUUGAAUCGGUCUUCCCACUCAGUCAUCUUCAGUACUUCUACCCGGAAGAACUUGAUCAGCUCCUGUGUGGCAGUAAAGCAGACACUUGGGAUGCAAAGACAUUGAUGGAAUGCUGCAGGCCUGAUCACGGUUAUACUCAUGACAGUCGGGCUGUGAAGUUCUUGUUUGAGAUUCUUAGUAGUUUUGAUAAUGAGCACCAGAGGUUAUUUCUCCAGUUUGUCACUGGUAGCCCAAGAUUGCCUGUUGGAGGAUUCCGGAGUCUGAAUCCACCCUUGACAAUUGUCCGGAAGACAUUUGAAUCAACAGAAAACCCAGACGACUUCUUACCCUCCGUAAUGACUUGUGUGAACUAUCUUAAGUUGCCGGACUAUUCAAGCCUUGAGAUCAUGCGUGACAAACUGUUGAUAGCAGCGAGAGAAGGACAGCAGUCGUUCCAUCUUUCCUGAUUGCAGCAAGGAGUGCAGUGUCUGCCUGUUACAGCAAAAGAAACAAAUCAUGAUUUCUUUUCUAAAUGUAUCACCUGAGUCAAGGAAACAUGUUUCGCCUUCUUGUUGUAGGAAAAACAGCUUGCAGAUUAUAAGAGACACUUGGUUGAUAUUCAUUAAUGGCCCCAUGGACUUAAAGUGAUCAGGCCCUAAAACGUUGUUGUGAUGAGGUUUCUUUGGCAAGUUCUUGUUUAAAUUAUCAUUUAUUUGAUGAGUGAAGUUUUUAACUUGCUUUGCUGUGUGAAAUUUAAAAAAAGGGAUGUUUUUCCAGGCUGGAACAAUAAAUGUCGCUGUGCAGUUUAA